AUGUCAUCGUCUUCAACGCCAUCCUUGCUAUCUGAGUAUCCGUCCAGACGAGUGAGACGAAAUCCCUCCAUGUUGGCAUUGAAUCAGCAUUCUCGAAAUGCCCUUUCUCGCAUGCUCAAACACAGAACCUACAAAGAGGAGUUACAGGCUUUCUAUGAACGACAAUCGGAAGGGAUGCCCUCUAUCCCCAACUACCUCAUGAACACCGUCUAUGCUGAACUCGUCAAGCAACAAUGGCUCAUCUAUACAAAGAUCUGUAACCCCAACAAGCUAGUAGCAAAAUCCACACAUGCCGAAUCAGACAGCAGCAGCCAUCAAAGCAGCAGCUCAGCAUUGCCUCCUCCACCUCGACCACCUCUUCCUCCUACUCGAUUGCACCGAACUUACACUACACUUGAUUUAUCGCAGCAGGUGGCAUCGCCAGACGACGAUGACGAGGACAUGGAUCAUGUCAACAUGAUCAUUGAGUCAUUGAUAAGCGAUGGUGUCUCUGCUUCAAGCUCUGCCACCAUGAAUGCGAAUCUCAAAAAGACACCGUCUGCGCAAGAGUUUCAGGAUUUGCAGAAUUUAAUCAAUGGAGAUUCAUUCAAAUUAUCGUUAGUGAUGCAAGAUUUACGAUUGCCAUCUGCUUGGGAUUUGAAGGCCAAGGGCGAAAACAUUGACAUUAGUAGAGAUUAUAUGCAACUCACCUACAGAGGAAAUGGAAAGGACGAGAGCGACGUGGCAUCAGUGCGAGCGAAUUAUGCAAUGAGAAAGCAGUGCGGUAUCUAUUACUUUGAGAUCAAGGUUAUCUCGAAAGGCGUGGAUGGACACAUUGGCAUCGGAUUUUGCAGACGCAUCAAUAGCUUGGACAGAUUUCCUGGUUGGGAAGAGCAUUCAUGGGGCUAUCAUGGCGAGAACGGACAUGUGUUUUCUGGCCCAGGCACCGAGAAAGCAUACGGACCCAAAUACGGCACUGGAGACAUUAUAGGAUGUGGCAUCGAUUUCAGAGACAUGUCUGCAUUCUACACAAAAAACGGCAUUUACCUGGGUUCCGCUUUCAAGAAGGUAAAGGACACAGAGCUCUUCCCUUUUGUUGGUUUCAAGACUCCAGGCGAGAAAAUUGAGGCCAAUUUCGGCGCCAAGCCCUUCAAAUUUGACAUAUAUCAGCUGCUGGCAAACGAAAAACGAGGAUUAUUAGGGCGCAUUGCAUUGAAACCAGCAUUGACAUCAUCUCGAUUCAAGAUUGUCAACAACUCCUUGGCCAACAACCUAGCUGAUAAUGUGGUAAUGGAGUAUUUGAAGCACAAUGGAUACCACAAAGCAGCGACAUCACUGCAGGCUUCCAUCAUUCAAAAGGGGAAUUUGCCGUCUGUAGAGGCAUCAAAUUUAGAGUUGGAUCUAGAGGCAACACACAGACAAGAAAUCCGUAAAGCUAUCUUUGAUGGUGACAUUGAUCAUGUAUUCAAGCUAUGUGAUGAAUUAUAUCCCAACGUAUUGGAGAACAACCCCAUGAUUCUAUUCAAGCUGAAAUGUCGCAAGUUUAUAGAGAUGAUCAGACAAGCACAUGAGCAAGCAGAUCAUGCUCACCGAGACAAAGUGCCAAUCGAUGCCAUGGACUACGAUGCCGCGCUUUCUGAAGAAGAGGCACAAAGCUUACAGGUGUCGGAAAACAUGCCUUCCAUCUCCAUCAAACGAGCCACAAGUUUAGCCUCUUUGGACUCGGAGCACAAGAGGAAGAAGCAAAAAAUUGCCAGAGAGGAUUUAUCCACGUUUGUUGACGGAUUAGCUUAUGGUAUCGAAUUAAAAAAUGCGUACAAGGAGGAGGCCAAGUCAAAUAGGGCCAUGGCAAUAGAAUUAGAGUCUGCAUCGUCUAUAUUAGCCUACACAGAUUUGACACAUCCCAAAGUAGCGCCCUUGUUUGAAACAAGACGGAUCGAGACAGUGGCUUCAGAGCUGAAUUCUGCCAUUUUGGUUUCUCUUGGAAAAUACCCCAAUUCUUCGCUGGAACGCAUUUACCGUCAAACAAGCGCCACCAUCGAAGAGCUAGUGUUAUCAGGAAAUGCCAAAGCUGCCUUACUUCAACCAGAGCGAGAUUGCUUUGAGUUUUUAAAUGGGUAA
Mucor velutinosus is the source of this 2100-nucleotide messenger RNA. It is a transcript of the gene PRP31, whose product is annotated as U4/U6-U5 snRNP complex subunit prp31. The coding region runs from base 1 to 2100 and encodes 699 amino acids. Gene Ontology annotation, biological process: proteasome-mediated ubiquitin-dependent protein catabolic process. Gene Ontology annotation, molecular function: protein binding. The record is from RefSeq and is a predicted model, not a curated record. The transcript has 5 exons. Gene Ontology annotation, cellular component: cytoplasm; nucleus. Lineage: Eukaryota; Fungi; Mucoromycota; Mucoromycetes; Mucorales; Mucoraceae.